GUUUGUUGUGUCAUGUGACUAGACUAUGCAGAGGGGGAUGGACAGAAAAGUGGAUUAAAAACAUUGACAGAGAAAAGUCAAGGAAGACCAUGAAGAACAACAAACUGAAAGACGAGAUUACAAACCUGACUGGGAGACAGAAGACACGAACACCAACUGAACAACAUGAGAAACAAAAUGAUUCGACAAACACAUGAGGAAAAGGAGCACAAUAUAUACAGGAAAAGGAGCCCAAAGAGGAGACAGAGACAUCUUGUCCAGUCAUCCCAGGUGACCAAGUAUAUUUGAGGGUAUUCGGGAGAAAGUGGAAUGAGCCCAGGAGAGAGGGACACUACAAAGUGGUGACAGCUACUCCAACAGCAGUCCAAGUGGAAUGAAGCACCACCUGGUAUCAUCUAAACCACUGCACAAGAGUUCCCAGAGUAAGGAAGGAAAGAGAAGGAGAGAGACUUGAAACAGACGAUACGGAAAAAAGUGAGGAGAGACCAGAAACACAGGAUGAAAGAGAGCAGAAUGUCAAAAGCUCAGAAAGAGAUGCACAAACAGCUUAGCAAAGCAGAAAGAAUCAAGAGAGUGGAAAGAAUGAGUCCAAUAGCAUGUCUGAUGAUCAUCACAUAUCUACUGCAUCUGAUGCUACAAAAUCAAGCAACAAUCAAUACCACCCAAGCUUCUCUACUACAAGCCCAAGCUACAGCCAACACCACAACUCAAAAUUUCAACCAGACUUCCCUACAAUUGUUUUUUCAGGCCUUGGUCAGACCCAAUAACAACUCAAUAAUAACCCCAACAGAGCAAGAAUUGAAUUUUAAAAAAAAAAGAUAUCAAAACAACAUAGAAACAUUGAUAAUGAUAUCAAUAGUAAUGAGAAAAUUAACAAAUUAGAUAUUUUAUGGGAAACAGUGCAAAAUAAUGAAUGGUACGAAUGGGCAAUGUUUACAGCAAGAGAGACAGGUAUGGAAAAUUGCCUACUGUGUUCCAAAUCACCCUUAAACAAGGUAAUAGUAGUUCCAAAUCCACAUGACUAUCGAAAAUGUGCUGAAUUUAAUAGAAACUUUUGUCAUCUAAAAAAGCAUUUUAGACCCUAUUGCUCAGCUGAGUGUUUGGCUUUUUUGAGUAAUUCUAUCCUUAAGGAUCAAUUUAAUAAACCACAUAGGGGAGAUUGGUGUAGAUAUGGGGAUAUAAAAGAAAAUAUUAAAAUAAAAAAAGGAAAGGUAGAAAUCCAAAAAUGGUACGACAUAGAUUAUAGCCAAGAAUAUGAGUGCUAUAGUAAGCCUGUGGAGUGGUGGUGGCAUAAUGGACUAAAGCACAUAACUGGUAUCGAACUGCCGGUUCGAUCCCCACAGCCACCACCAUUGUGUCUUUGAGCAAGGCACUUAACUCCAGGUUGCUCCAGGGGGAUUGUCCCUGUAAUAAGUGCACUGUAAAUCGCUUUGGAUAAAAGCGUCUGCCAAAUGCAUAAAUGUAAAUGUAAAGCCUGAAGGAACUCAUGAUUUGGGAGAAUUCAAGGGACGAUGUGCUACUAUUUGGUACUUAGACAACACAAAUGCUUGGCAAUCAAAUGCACCUGUAAGAGCCCCAGUACUUCAAGCACAAGGAUUAAGAAAGGGAAUGAAAAUACAGUAUAUCCAGAAGAAUGUGAAAAUCAAACUAUAGCAUUACCAUCAAUAGAGUUAUAUGAAGAUCAGACAAUAGUGGUGGCAGACUUCUUUUGGGUCUGUGGAAAAGAACAACUUAUGGCCUCCUUACCACUAGGAUGGAAAGGGAUAUGUGUUAGAGUACGACUGAUUCAUGAAAUUACCAUGGCACAGUGGGAAUUAGGACAAUUCAUAAAGGAAGAUAGGAACAGAACUAAGAGAGCUUAUAAAACAGACCCUAAUGUGUUUAUAGACUCAAUUGGUCAACCCAGUGGUAUACCUAAUGAAUUUAAGGCUAGAGAUGAAGUCAAAGCAGAUUUUGAAUCAAUAUUCAUUUGGAUUAAACAAAAUAAAAACACAGAAUGGAUCAAUUAUAUUUACUGUAAUCAACAGAGAUUUAUUAAUUACACUGAUGAUGCUUUAACUGCAUUAGGACAACAAGUACAUGAAACAAGUAGAAAGACAUGGCAAAAUAGGCAGGCACUUAAUUGGUUAUUGGCAGACAAAUGGGGUGUAUGUGUUAUGUUUGGAGAUCAAUGCUGUACUUUUAUACCAAAUAAUACUGCUCCGGGAGGAACAUUUAGUGAAGUCAUGAUUAAAUUAAAAAACUUAAGAACCGAAGUUAAAGCAAAUGCUGGAAGAGAUAAUCAAAUGUGGGAUUGGUUUGAUCUAAAGUUAGGAGAAUGGGAAGCAUGGUUUGCUAAAUUGGGAAUGUUUUUGGGAAUUGCAAUAAUGAUAGGAGGGCUAUUGUUUUGUUGUGUACUUCCUUUAUUGAGAUCACUAAUUAUCAAAGCUAUGGUUAAGCAAAUGGAAAUGCUAAGAUGUCAAGAUAAUGGGAGAGUAAUAUUAGAGGGUAACCAAAGUGUAUAUUAUCAGGAUUGGCUUUAUAAACCAAAUUGGGAUUCACAAACAUUGGAUGAGGAUUCAAGUACCUCAAAUGAAGAUGAAGAAGAUGAAUAAAGAUGAGCCACACCCUGGGUGUAAGUGCUAGCCUAACCUCUCCCCAAAGGGUGACCCUCUACGAUGUGCAAAGUAUCUGGGUUGAAGAUAUCUACACUACAAAAAAUAACUCUUAAUAUUAUGAUGAAUAUUUGUUUUAUGUUUGAUAAUACUCUACAUAACUGUGACAACCACAGGCAAGGCUGAACCAAUUGCACACUCAUGUUUAUAACAUGCUUAUAUGUUUCAAUUAUUGAAUGAAAAUAUAAGAGAACAGAAUCUUUUACUCUGUUCUUAAUCAAAAUUGAAUGGAGAUGUUUGGUUCUGUAAUCUCCACCGGAGUGCGGUUGCAUAAUCUGGUCAUUGGUAAUGAAGCUGUGUGACUUAACUUAGUCACUAGAUAGCAUAACUGAGGCGACUGAAUUAUGAAACUGCACUCUGGGUAAAGACAGUGAAGGUGAGACUUAUGUAAGUCUCAGAGGGGAGGAUAAUGUAGAAUAUUUUUAUAAAGUUGAGGAUAAAUUAAUCAAGCACAAUCAAUGUUAAUAUAGCCAUUUUAUUCUAUAAUUGUUUCUGGUGGUCAAGCAUGUGACUUGCUGUGUCUGUGGAAUGUGGGGUCCCUCGCAUAUGGUAAACUGAGUCUCCUGUGUUAACGCUAAAGAAAAUAUGGUGAGGUCUCUCUACAGUGACACAUAUGGAAUAUAUUAGCCAUGCCUUAGGAGAUCAUAUGUAUAAAGGGGGACAAACCCAUUUUGCGGGAGUUGAUCUGCAGACUGACUCUGAUAAUCAAGUCUAUCUUAUGGCAUCAAAACCCCAAGACUUUGAGAGUGAUUCUUCACAAAGGCGACAGAAGCCACAACAAGAACUAUGGAUAUAUGUGCAUGUGUAAAGGGAUGUAUAUUUGUAUAUAAUAUGGAGACCCAGUUAUAUGCAUGUAUGUAUACUGUAUGUGGAUGUGUGUGUUUGUA
Messenger RNA from Myxocyprinus asiaticus (Chinese sucker), 3541 nucleotides. RefSeq names its product endogenous retrovirus group PABLB member 1 Env polyprotein-like. Bases 1512 to 2594 code for a protein of 360 amino acids. The transcript is spliced from 3 exons. NCBI's taxonomy places the organism in Eukaryota, Metazoa, Chordata, Actinopteri, Cypriniformes, Catostomidae. The record is from RefSeq and is a predicted model, not a curated record.